Caretta caretta (loggerhead turtle) is the source of this 5672-nucleotide messenger RNA. It is a transcript of the gene RAB39A, whose product is annotated as RAB39A, member RAS oncogene family. Gene Ontology annotation, biological process: Rab protein signal transduction. Gene Ontology annotation, molecular function: GTP binding; GTPase activity. The record is from RefSeq and is a predicted model, not a curated record. NCBI's taxonomy places the organism in Eukaryota, Metazoa, Chordata, Testudines, Cheloniidae.
CCCUUAGCAGGACCCCAACCCUCCCCUCUGCACCACGGCGGCCGGGGGGGACCCCCAACCCUUCCCUUUGCCCAUGGGGAUCGGCGAGACCCCAACCCUUCCCCAUCACCACCAGGAGCCAGGGGGCCCCGCCCCUCCCUGGCAUCACAGGGUGCAGCUGCUCGGGUCCGAGCCGUCCCCUCCCCCGCAGCCGGCCUGCAGCGCCGAUGCCCGGGAUAGGGGCGGUGGGAGCGCGGUGCAGGCACCGGCCGAGGAGGAGCCCCAGGAAGGGCCCCGAGGCCGAGCCGGGCCAGGCCGGGGCCGCCAUGGACGCAGCGAUCUGGAUCUAUCAGUUCCGGCUGAUCGUGCUGGGCGACUCCACCGUGGGCAAGUCCUGCCUCCUGCACCGCUUCACCGAGGGCCGCUUCCCGGGGCCGCUGCACUGCGACCCCACCGUGGGGGUGGACUUCUUCUCCCGCCUGGUGGAGAUCGAGCCCGGCAAGCGGGUCAAGCUGCAGCUGUGGGACACGGCGGGGCAGGAGCGGUUCAGAUCAAUAACACGAUCUUAUUACCGCAAUUCUGUUGGUGGCUUACUGGUGUUUGACAUCACAAACCGGCGAUCUUUUGAGCAUGUGAAAGACUGGCUAGAAGAAGCUAAAAUGCAUGUACAGCCAUUUCAGAUUGUGUUUCUGUUAGUUGGACAUAAAUGUGAUUUAGUGUCACAGCGUCAGGUUACAAGAGAAGAAGCUGAAAAACUGUCAUCUGCCUGUGGUAUGAAAUACAUAGAAACCUCAGCAAAAGAUGCCACAAAUGUUGAAGAAUCCUUUACAAUUCUGACCCGAGACAUAUAUGAACUUGUAAAGAAAGGAGAAAUUUCUAUACAGGAUGGAUGGGAAGGUGUUAAGAGUGGCUUUGUUCCAAAUGUUGUCCAUUCAUCAGAGGAAGCUGUAAAGCCUAGAAGACGAUGCAUCUGCUAAACUCAUAGCAUGCCAAAGAGCAUAUCAGGUGUUCAGAGAAUGAUACCAACAUAAAUAACAUCACUUUGAAGACAUAAUAGAUCAUGAUGUAGCUGAAUCACCAAAUGAUAAUUCAUUUUUGUAUCAUUUUGUCUCACUCACAACUUCAUAAAAUUUAAAGUGCUUUUUCCCCACAAUACAAUAACUUUGAGCAGUCUUCAAGAAAAUAAAUUAGAUAUUGCUUAAGGAAAAAUAUGUGCUAAGUAGCAAGAUGUUGAGAAAAUGCAAUAAUCAUCAUGGUAGCAUCCUUUAUGGGCUUUGUAUUUUGAACAGAGUUUAAAAUCAGGCUCUUGUGUAUAGGCUAAGUGUUGAUAAGCUCAUUGCUUCAGUUCAUCCUGCCUCCAUUUGGGAUAAAAAUAUUAUAACCUGUACUUUUUUUAUUGUGAUUUUUCAUUCACUAAGAUGGAUUUGCUAAAAGACAGUUAAGAUUUAGAGCACUGUAGAAUUUAAUAAUAUAAAUCACUUCGAAGAAAGCAAACUGAAACAUUGCUCCAUCAGUGAACACUUUUGUUAUGACUGUGAAUACAAGCCUUACUAAGGAACAAGAAUGUAUUUGAGAAGACUAAUAUAUUUAUAUACUAAAACAGGGAACAGAAGAAAUGCAGUUUAGUGUGAAAUAUUUUCCGAAUCACCAGUGUAACUAGAUGUAAUGAAACAAAUGGUACAGCCAUUAUUCUAGAUGCACAGAAAAUAGAUUUUCCAACUACUAGCAGCUAUAUACCAAGAAGGUAAUUUAAAAUUUGUGAAGUGUAAAAUUUUUGUUCAAAAGAGGAGUUGCUUUAGGCAAGUAUGAUUAUCAUACAUUUUAAGGAAUCAGUUUAUACUUCUGAACUAUAAUAAUUAAUUCAUUCACGAAAAUAUUUAUCACAGUUGAUAACCUAAUAUUCAUUGGGCCAGAUCCUCAGCUGGGAUCACUGGCGUAAAGUUACACCAAUUACACAAGCUGAAGAUCUUGCCCACCAGCUUUAGAGAAUAAUUUUGAUUCUGACUAGGAGUAAAAUUCAAGAAAAUAUUUAGGGCUGUGUCCUAAGGGGACUCCUGCCCUGAAUAUGGAGAAAAUAGGGAUUGGUUUAUUCUCAGCCACUCUUUGUCUAACUGUGGUCCACAGAAUGAAAGGUUCUGAGAAUCUAGCAGUUGGGAAUUGGCAUGUUGGGAGGGGAGGGAGUCCAUAAAAGGAUUUCACUCUUAGGAGGUAGGCACAGAAUGAAAAAAGGUGGAGGAUCCCUGCUCUAAGAAAACAAAGAACACUGAAUCCUAAACUAAGAAAUUUGACCCAGCAGGCCUGCUGCAUUUUAUCUGACCUUGGGCUCACCUUCCUAACUACCUAUGGGCAUAACACAUACUUGCUUUGUGCAAAAUAUUCCCCUAUGUGUCACUUUUAUGCCAAGGAACCCAAUGUCACUUGUAUCUUGGCAGCAAAACAGAUGGAUGGCUCACAGCUGAUGAGCGCUCACCUCUGAAUCAAUUGCACUAAAAAUCCCUUGACUUCAAAUGGCAUUGAACUGAACUCUUCAAGGGCCUGAUUCUCAUUUAUAUUAAGGCCCCUUUAUGCUGGCAGAGUGAGACAAAGGGGCCUUAGUAUAAAUGGGAAUCUGGCCCUAAGACUCUAGUGCCAUACUAUAGCAGUUAACAAAAAUCUGCUGUGUGCUGUGAACCAACCUAUUCCUGUGUGUGACAUGCUGCUAGAGGCAAGGGGCCUGAUUCUCCACUGACUUUCACCUUUUAGAACUUGUCUAUACAAAUACUUAGUUUACAGCUAGCUGGGGUGAUGCAGCACAUUAAGGGUAUGUCUACACCGCAAGGAACACCCAAUGGCACCAAGUCUCAGAGCCCAGGUCAACUAACUCGGGCUCGUGGAGCUCCGGCUGCAGGGCUAAAAAUAGCAGCAUAGACAUUCAAUCUGGUGCCAUACCCCCCACUUUUUAACAUGGGUGUAGUUUUUGGGGGCAGAGUUGGCACCUGCAUGAGGCUUGCAAUUCUGGGGGGGCAAUGCCACUCCCUGCUACCCAAAAUAUGACCAUGUUAAAAUGGGGGAAUGCAUAGCCUCCUGGUUCCGACAUGGCCCUCCCACUGUUACAAAGGUUCCAGGGCCCUUGCUUAUAGGUCUCAAAAUAUUUCCUCAAAGCUUAUAAGGGAGACAGAGUGGUUUGAGCAUUGGCCUGCUAAACCGAGGGUUGUGAGUUCAAUCCUUGAGGGGGCCAUUUAGGGAUCUGGGACAAAAAAAAAUUGUUGAUUGUGCCUGCUUUAAGCAGGGGGUUGGACUAGAUGAUCUCCUGAGGUCUCUUCCAACUCUGAUAUUCUAUGAUUCUAAGACCUGAAUUCUGACUCAUUGUGUAACCAUGGGCAAGUCACUUAACCUCUGUGCCUCGGUUUCCUCAUCUCUAAAAUAGGAAUGAUAAUUCUUACUCACCUUUGCAAAGCCACUGAGAUCUAGUACAACUAUAAACUCUUGGGGGCAGGGACCCUUUUACCUGUGUGAUUGUACAGCACCUGUCACAAUGGAACCUGGAGAUUAUGGCUGCUACCACAAUGCAAAUAAUAGUUACAUGGAUGAAUAGAGAUAUAAGUGCUAAGUAUUAUUAUUUUAAGUCUACAUUUAAUUGCACGCAUCCCCAGGCCAAAAUUGUUAAUUUUGAAAAAAGAUUCCUGAAUACUCUGCAGCCAACACACUUUUCUUUCUAUGUGGAAGAUUUUUGGUGUUGGAACAGUGAGGAAAUAUGCACAGACUAAUGAAACAAUCAUCAGAAUAGAGCCUUAAUGAUCUCUAUUAGGAAUGUUGUAGUCUUCAAUUAAUUAUGGUGGGAGGAGUGGUUUAACCAGAUUUGACUGUGUGGGGAAUUGCCAGAGCCAAUGAAACCAGAAAGGAUUUGCAAUGCAUUUUAAAGUGCUGUGCACAUAUUCAUCUUAUUUGUAGCACCUAUAACUGUAGAGUAAUGUGUAAAUUCGAACAUUGCAUAUUAAAAUGAUACAGUAUCUUCUCACUACACACAUUUAAUAGAAGUCGCUGCUGUACAGCUGACUUGCUGAAAAGUAUGAACUUGCUUUUAUAUGUUUUGCAGUGCAAUAUAUAAGUAACAGCUUGAGCACGCUGUAGAUGUCUGAUUAUAUUUUAAUGCACCUUAAUUCUUUUUUCAAGAAAGUUUAAAGAUAAUCACUUGAAACUAAUAGUGGAGCUUAAUAUUGUUCUUUAUAGAUAAUUUUGCCUGCCAAAUUAAAACACAGACAUGGUCGAGGGAAAUAUAAUCCUUUACAAAUUAAAUAUUUUUUUCUGAAGUAUUUUAUGUAUGGUAAGUCCCAUUUAUGGAUAAAUAGAAUUAUAAAAACAAGUCUGUCUGCAUUUGGAUUCCAGUGUCCACUAAUGCAGUGGUUCUCAACCAGGGGUACGCAGAGGUCUUCCGGGGGUACAUCAACUCAUCUAGAUACUUGCCUAGUUUUACAACAGGCUACAUAAAAAGCACGAGCAAAUUCGGUACAAACUAACAUUUCAUACAGACAAUGACUUGUUUAUACUUCUCUGUAUACUAUACACUGAAAUGUAAGUACAAUAUUUAUAUUCCAAUCAUUUUAUUUUAUAACUAUAUGGGAACAAUUAGAAAGUAAGCAAUCAUUCAGUAAUAGUGUACUGAGACACUUUUGUAUUUUUAAGUCUGAUUUUGUAAGCAAGUAGUUUUUAAGUGAGGUGAAACUUGGAGUACACAAAACAAAUCGGACUCCUGAAAGGGGUACAGUAGUGGGAAAAGGUUGAGAGCCACUGAUCUAACAAAAUUCUGGCAUCCAAAACUUUGGUUUGUGACCCGCCACUAAAAUUUUAAAAACGUAAUUAGAGCUUUAAGAUGUUUGAAAAUUUGCUAGUGAAGAAAAAUAAUCUUGCUCUGCUCACCAAAAUGCUUUAUGCCGUAGAGUUCUUCAGAUAACUGUGGCUUACAAUGCACCGUAAGUGGCAGCAAGUAGCUUAGGAGCAGAUCAGAGAAUGAAUUGUGACUCAAAUUGUUAGUCACAGUUUCUCCCCCGCUCUCCCAUCCUCUGAGAGGGAGGGGAGUAUGUCACUUAGCCUCUUUUCCUGAUGCAGCUUGCUCCCCACUGUGCAUCCAGCCAGCCAUUCUGGCCUGCCGGUGGAGAGAACAGAGCCUGGGCUCCUCUCACUCUCCACUUCUCACCGUCCUUGCUUUCCCAAUGGAGCUGGAGCCAUGGCCUAAGCAGCCCUUAUUCAGCCAUGUAGGGAAGAAAGGGGUGGAGGGGCAGGGCUUAGUCCCCUGCGUGUAAGAGCUGUGGCAAUCUAGCCAAAAUGUUUUUAAAUAUUUUACAAAACCACAUGAGACAAUUAUUAAUAGUUAAGAUUCUCCUUGCUGGUUUUGCAGAGACAAUCUUCUAAAUAAUUUCAUGGAAUGCUAUUCCCAGAGCAAAAUAUUUGAACAUAGUAGUAUUUUCAGCAAUCCGUAAUUACCAAAAUCACCACACGUUAACACCACAGUAGUCUGACAAUAAUAAUUAUGAAUUUCAAAGGAACAUGUACUAUCCUUCAUGGAACUGAGUUUACACAUAUUCAUUUCAGAGACUGUGUACUACAAAAUAAUAAAGGUUGUAACCAAAUUAUUUGUAAAAUUAUAUAAACCACUUUACAAGAAUUAGUUGCUAUGAUUUGCACAACAAAAUAAAGAGAUUAUGAAUGUGCUAGAA